AAAACACGUGUAACAAUAAAUUGUCAAACGAUUCUGGGAGAUCAAAUUGAAACCAUAGUCGUCCACCCACACUUUGUUUUUCACAGUUCUGUUUAGUUAUUAUAGCGAUAAGAUACAAAUUAUCUCACUAUUCACUACUUUACAGCAUUAGCUUUAUGUUUGUUUAAUUUACUAAAUUUAUCUACGAAUAUUUUGUCAAUAAUAAUUGCUUUUCGGCUUGCAGCGUUCUCAGCGCUGAGUGCUAACUCUCCUUGAGCAUGGCUGAACCUAACCUAGUAAAUGUUUUGUCUCACUGUCUUACAAAACGAAAUGGGUGCAGACGGUAUUGUUUUCUUAGAGUGCUAUACACAUUAGAGGUAUAAUUGAUUACUAAUAUUAAAUCAAGACAUAGCUAGACAAAGUAGUACACACGGGUUACUUUUGAAGUUUUCAUUUGUUUUGAUUUAAAAACUACAAAUUUCGUACUUGACUUUAGAUACGAUUCUCUACAUAAAAUCUUUGUUAUUGAAUCUUGUUCGUUUGGUACGGAAAACUAACCUUCGAUUGAAUUAGAAAUAGAAUUAUAUCUUAUACUAGAAAGGUAGAAAAUUAUGGAGCACUUCAGCAUUGUCAGAUUUAACAAAACAUUAUAGACAAUAUAAAUUCAAAAAAUAGAAAAAUGAUUCAUACAAGGAAUGCAUUUGAAAAUACGUGACAUCUACUUGUUCAACCUUCACUCUGAAUUAAGUGAUAAACUAGCUGCCAAAACACAAGGUUGCAGAUUUUAGUAUAAAUCAUGUUGGUUGUAGCUAAUUUAGAUUUCAUACAUAAGUAUGUGAAUGACCUAGUGAAUGAUGUUGUCUCCUGGUGGUGGCAAUAUCUUACAGAAAUAUCAUGGCAACUUUUAAUUACCAUAACUGCAUAUUUAUGUGUAUGCAUCUUUCUUUAUACUCUGUUGAAACAAGUAGAUCACAAAGUAUGGCAAUUGCCUGGUCCCCCAUCCAGGCUACUAUUGGUGAUAGCUCAUCCAGAUGAUGAGGUCAUGUUUUUUGGACCAAUAAUAUAUUGGUUAACUCAGUAUGAUGCUAGUCAAGUUUAUUUACUGUGUUUUUCCAUGGGUGGCAAUAAACGGAGAAAAGAAGAGCUUUGGGCAUGUGCAAAACGACUUGGUAUUCCAGAAGCUAAUAUUACUAUCAUGAUGUAUACAGAAUUACCGGAUGAUCCAAAAGUGCAAUGGCCAGAAGAUGUGGUAGCAGAAAGUAUUCUGCAUUAUAUUCAAAGUUAUAAAAUAGAUGCUGUAGUUACUUUUGAUAAACAUGGUGUAAGUAAACACAGGAACCACAUUUCUCUUUACUAUGCAAUCGCUUCUCUGUGUAUAGAGAAAAAAGUACCUCAUUAUUGUAAAUUGUAUACUCUUGAAACUGUAAAUAUUUUCCGAAAGUACACACAACUAUUAGAUUUGCCUAUAAGUGUACUUUCAGCUCCGUAUUGGUAUAUUAUUACAUAUAAACAAAGGCAUUAUAUCAGUAAUGCUAUGAAAGAACACAAAUCUCAGUAUGUGUGGUUCAGAAAGUUGUAUAUGAUAUUUUCUCGUUAUACUCUAAUCAAUACCCUCCAAGAAGUCAAUAUUCUUGAUCUUGAAUUAGAUCUUCAAUUUGAUGAUGACGAUGACUGAAGAUGUAUAAUAUGUACAGACCAAUAUUUGUGACUCAAAUGUAAAUACUAAAAAAGUUUAUUUGUUUACCAAAGUGAUAAGUGAAAUAAAGAAAGC
Phymastichus coffea is the source of this 1750-nucleotide messenger RNA. RefSeq names its product N-acetylglucosaminyl-phosphatidylinositol de-N-acetylase (gene PIG-L). NCBI's taxonomy places the organism in Eukaryota, Metazoa, Arthropoda, Insecta, Hymenoptera, Eulophidae. The coding region runs from base 776 to 1654 and encodes 292 amino acids. The transcript has 7 exons. Gene Ontology annotation, cellular component: endoplasmic reticulum. Gene Ontology annotation, biological process: GPI anchor biosynthetic process. Gene Ontology annotation, molecular function: N-acetylglucosaminylphosphatidylinositol deacetylase activity. The record is from RefSeq and is a predicted model, not a curated record.